AUGUCACUUUGGGUUGACAAGCAUAGACCGAAGUCGUUGACCAGCCUUUCACAUACGGCAUCGCUUACCAAGCAGCUCGAGGCUUUAGCAGGUUCUGCGAAGGACCUGCCGCAUAUUUUACUUUACGGGCCCAAUGGAAGUGGGAAGAAGACACGGUGCAUGGGGCUCCUUGCAAGUAUCUUUGGAGCAGGUGUAUACAAAUUAAAGAUUGAUGUGCGGCAAUUUGUUACGCCAUCUAACAAGAAGCUCGAGCUCAACGUCGUCAGCAGCCCAUACCACAUCGAGAUCACGCCGAGCGACAUGGGGCACAAUGACCGGAUCGUGAUUCAGGAGUUGUUGAAGGAGAUUGCGCAGAUGGAGCAGGUGGAUUUCCAGAGCGGAUCGGAGGGGCUAGCGCGGAGGUACAAGAGUGUGAUCAUCAACGAGGCCGAAUCGCUCACGCGCGAUGCGCAGGCCGCGUUGCGGCGAACGAUGGAGAAAUACUCCCGCAAUAUUCGUGUGAUCAUGUUGUGUGAUUCCCUUUCGAGCAUAAUUGCGCCGAUCAAGUCGCGUUGCAUGCUCGUGCGAGUACCUGCGCCAGCGCCCGCGGAGAUGGUUGCCAUCAUGGAACGCGUAUGCACACAGGAGGGGGUUACAGCCUCUGAGCAUAAGUUGUACGAGAUCGCAGAGUUUGCAGAUGGGAAUCUACGACUUGCUCUUCUUACGCUUGAAUCCAUGUGCAUCCAACACAACCUUAAGUUGACCGAUACGUCGACAACCGUUACCCCUGACUGGAUGCUGGUGGUCUGCCGGCUCGCAAACAAAGUGCUAAAGGAACGUACAGUGGGCAGUCUCGUGGAGUGCAGGGGCAUCCUAUAUGAUCUUCUCUCACACUGCAUACCGCCAGACAUCAUUUUACAUGAGCUUGCUUUCGCCCUCUUGAAGAUGGUCUCUUCGGACCCAGUGAAACUUGCGGUCAUCGAUCUCGCCAGUGUAUUUGACGAGCGCUUGGCACUGGGCAACAAGGCCAUCUACCAUCUUGAGGGGUUCCUAGCUAAAGUUAUGUGCAGCAUCGACUGCCACGUAUAG
Eremothecium gossypii ATCC 10895 is the source of this 1068-nucleotide messenger RNA. RefSeq names its product replication factor C subunit 5 (gene RFC5). NCBI's taxonomy places the organism in Eukaryota, Fungi, Ascomycota, Saccharomycetes, Saccharomycetales, Saccharomycetaceae. The record is from RefSeq and is marked provisional. Gene Ontology annotation, biological process: DNA-templated DNA replication; DNA repair. Bases 1 to 1068 code for a protein of 355 amino acids. Gene Ontology annotation, molecular function: DNA binding; ATP hydrolysis activity; DNA clamp loader activity. Gene Ontology annotation, cellular component: DNA replication factor C complex; nucleus; Ctf18 RFC-like complex. The transcript has a single exon.